AUGAUGGCGGAGCAGGUGAAAUGCGCCUCGGCGGCGGCCGGCACCGGAGCGGGCUCCGGGCCGGUGGUGAACGCCGAGCUGGAGGUGAAGAAGCUGCAGGAGCUGGUGCGCAAGCUGGAGAAGCAGAACGAGCAGCUGCGGAGCCGGGCGGCCACCGCGGCCGCCGCCCCGCACCUGCUGCUGCUUCCGCCGCCGCCGCCCGCCGCGCCGCCCCCCGCCGGGGCCUGCAGCCCGCUGGGUCCGCGGAGCCCCCCGGCUGCCACCGCCGCCUCCGGGGGCCUCGAGCUGGGGCUGGCGGUGGGCGCCGGGGGAGGCGGCGGCGGGAGCUGCGGCAGCGGCGGCUCCAGCCCCUCGUUCCCGGGCACCUACUGCCUGCCCAGCCCGGCGCCCUCCCUGCUCUGCAGCCUGGCGCAGCCCCCCGAGGCGCCCUUCGUCUACUUCAAGCCGGCGGCGAGCUUCUUCGGCGCGGGCGGCAGCGGGCCGGAGCCUGGGGGCGCGGGGACGCCGCCGGGAGGAGCCGCCGUGCCGCCCUCGCCGCCCCCGACGCUGCUGGACGAGGUGGAGCUGCUGGAGCUGGAGAGCUUAGCCGCCUGGCGGGACGAGGACGACUACACCUGGUUGUAUAUUAGCUCCUCCAAGACAUUUGCCUCAUCAGAGAAAUCCAUGAGUCCUUUGCAGUGGUGUAGACAUGUCCUGGAUAAUCCAACUCCCGAGAUGGAGGCAGCAAGACGUUCCCUGUGCUUUAGGCUGGAGCAAGCUAGCCGAUGGCGGAAUCUCUUCUCUUCAACUGUCUCGCUGGCUUUCCCUUGUAGUCCUGUUGCAAGACUCAGCCCUUAUAACAAUGGCAUUAAUACUCCCAGCUUCUCUAAAACCUCAAAUAAAGCAAUACUAACACCUGAAAGAACAGGUUCCACCUCCAGGGGGUCGCCUCUCAGUCCUCAGUCCUCUCUAGACAGUGAGCUGAGUGCUUCAGAACUGGAGGAUGAUUCCAUCUCCAUGGGCUAUAAGCUACAAGACCUCACUGAUGUUCAGAUCAUGGCUCGUCUGCAAGAAGAAAGUCUCAGGCAAGAUUAUGCUUCUACUUCUGCAUCUGUGUCAAGACAUAGUUCCAGUGUGUCACUGAGUUCUGGAAAAAAGGGGACAUGUAGUGAUCAAGAAUAUGAUCGAUACAGUCUGGAGGAUGAGGAAGAAUUUGAUCACUUACCACCACCUCAACCUCGUCUUCCACGAUGCUCACCUUUCCAAAGAGGAAUUCCCCACUCACAGACUUUCUCGAGCAUUCGGGAGUGUAGGAGGAGCCCCAGUUCUCAGUAUUAUCCUUCCAGUAAUUACCAGCAGCAACAGUAUUAUUCACCUCAAGCCCAAACUCCAGAUCAGCAACCAAAUAGGACAAAUGGAGAUAAGCUCCGUAGGAGUAUGCCUAAUCUAGCCCGAAUGCCAAGUACAACCGCUGUUAGUAGCAACGUUAGUUCUCCAGUCACCGUGCGAAACAGUCAGAGUUUUGACUCAAGCUUGCAUGGAGCUGGAAAUGGAAUUUCAAGAAUACAAUCUUGUAUUCCAUCACCGGGACAGCUUCAACACAGAGUCCACAGCGUGGGACAUUUCCCAGUGUCUGUCCGACAGCCUCUUAAAGCCACUGCCUAUGUGAGUCCAACUGUUCAAGGCAGCACCAACAUGCCUUUAUCCAACGGCUUACAGCUGUAUUCCAACACGGGAAUCCCCACACCCAACAAAACGGCGGCUUCUGGGAUCAUGGGCCGCAGUGCACUUCCAAGACCUUCACUGGCAAUAAAUGGGAGUAACCUGCCUCGAAGCAAAAUUGCACAGCCUGUUAGAAGUUUCCUUCAGCCUCCAAAGCCUCUGUCUUCACUCAGCACUCUGAGGGAUGGAAACUGGAGAGAUGGUUGCUACUGAUGCAGUUUUUAUGUACCCUGGAAGAACGGGGGAGAAAGUAAAAAAUGAGGGUUGUGUUACCUAGCUGGCUAGGUAACAGUGGAUGUUGGGAUAUUCUUUCCCUUUUGCAUUUUAACAUAUUUACUGCAUUGUUUUUCAAAGGACCAAUCACCAGAGACUAAUUAUUGCACUUAAAUAUUUGCCUGAGAUACUGCAACAUUCUCAAAUCCCUGGUUGCAGUAUUGUGAUACUUAGAUCUAGGAAGUUUUUGUAGAACUGCUGUGUACCCGAAUACUUUUUGAGAGAAUUAAGAUGUAUCGAUAAUGCUUUGCCAUAUGAGUUUUUUAAAGCAACUUGUUCAAUUUACUUACGUGUUCUAAACGUCUUCUUUCCAUUACAUGUUGUGUAUUUUAAUACAUUGCAUAUUUGCAACUAGGUUCUAUAACUUAAGUUUUGAAAUUUAAUUUUUUUUAUAGUUUACAGGAAUUUUAUUUUUUGCACCUAUUUCUUUUUACACCUAUGUGAACCACUAUGGAACAACUUAAAAUUUUGUGCCAUAAAAAUAUUUUUGUGGUAAGGUACUAUUUUUUUAGCUCUAGGGAUAUAUCAGCAAAAAUACACCACACAAUUUGAGAGACAUAAUUUUAUGUUGAUUGAGCACAAAGUAUUUGAAGCAUUGGAAGGAGAUAGCCAGACAGCAGAGUUCAAUGGUCUUGUCGUUUUCUUCUUCAUUGUUAAUUUAUUGUCACAUGUGAGUUUCCUAUUUCUAAUGGCAUUGCAAGCUCAUUGCACUUAAAACCUGCAAUGUUUGCUUCUCUGCCACAAUUGGUUUUUCAAUACUUUAUUACAAAGGAUGAAACUGUAAUGUUUUAUUAACAUUGCUUCUGGAAAUGAAUGCAUUUUAAAGCAAAUAAAUCUUUUUGAUAGACCUUUUACAAAAUCCAUUUGCACUAAUGAAUGCUUUCUUAUGGUAUAUGACUUAAUAUUUGUUACUGUGUACACUGCUGUUUUGGAAUGUUCAGAAAUAAAGACUCUAUUUCAACAAUAUCAGGUCAUGCAUGAAUGUACAAUAUAAACAGCAUAAAUACUAUAUAGAUGUUUCAUUGCAGUUCUGAAAAUGUUUAUUGUUGCUAUAUUCUUGGUAGGGCAUUACUAUCUAAAGAAGAUAGACUUAUGCAUAUGACAAUAUGCAUAUUUGUGAAAACUACUACUGAUUUCUCUAAAGCAGUUCUAGUAAGCAAUUUGAGGUUUUAAUUUUACGAAGUUUAGUUCCCAUUUAGAAAGGCCACUAACACAAAAAUAGCAAUACCUAGAACACAUUUAGGGAUGAACACUGUCAGCUGAAAUUUUCCUAUUUUAUUGGAGUCAUUUUUUUUGUUGUUGUUUAAAUAUACAUAUAUAACAAAUCAUUUGCCAACUCAACAAUUUCAACAUCGGGAUUUCAGUGACACUGAUUAAGUUCAUCAUGUUGUGUAGCCACUACCACUGUCCUUUUCCGAAUUAUUACACAAUCAACAGAAACUCGGUGCCCCCUAAGCAGUGACUCUGUGGGGUCAAAUUUGAAGUAUUUUCUAAAUAUCAAUUUUUAUCAGUAAAAUAGAAAAGUACUCUCAGUAUUCUGUGUUACGUUUGGUAUACGUUUAUAAACUCUUCACCUGCAGGUACUGUGGAAAGUUUAGGCAAAGGAUUUCAUGUUGCCUUUUUAAAUGGAGUUCUGCCUGAGGUCAUUAGAGAUCUUUAUUUAAAAGAAGUGUGUCUUUGAAUAUAAUUAUACCACUGAUUUUCAAAUAACUUGCAGUUUAAAUAAAAUGUGGGCUAGAGGAGAUAUCAAAAGGGAAGGUCAUAUUUACUGAGCAGUUCUUUAGUGAUAAGAAUUAUGCUAAAGAUUUUAUAUACAUUGUCUAAUGUAAUUCUAACAGUCACCUUCUGUCCUUACCACCGUUUUAAAGAUAAAGACACUGAGUCUCCAAGGGGCAAAUAUUUAGCUAGGAAAUAGUGAAACUGAGCUUUGAAUCUGGGUUUAUCAAAACUCACAGUCUGUUUUUCCCCACUAGUGUGCUCUCUUCCUGUGAACACAGGUCCAGUUAGUAUAUUUAAAAAAAAAAAGUUGCUAAUUAUAUUCUGCUGAGGAAAUGAAAGGGUACACUUCAUUUUCACUCCAAAUAUUUCAUUUAUAUUCAGAAAAAUAUGCUCAGCCCUUGAAGUUCAUCAGUGAAAAACACAAGAUCCAGGCAUAUGGGGUUUUACAUUCUAGUUAGGAAGAGAGAGAGUAAGCCAUAAGCAUAAUAAGUAAAUCACAGUAUGCUAAAAAAUAAAAAAAAAAUUACAUAUAUAUAUAUAUUUUUUUGCUAGGAGGUUAUAAAUACUGUGGGAAAAGAAAAAAGAGAUCAUGGAAGGGGAGUUGAGAAAAUGAAUGUGGGGAAGAGAUCGCACUAUUAAAUGGAGGGGGUGGCAUCUGAGGACAUCUUAUUAAGGAGUUGGCACUUGAGCAAAGACUUGAUGAAGAGGGAGCUAGUCCUGAAGAUAUUUGUCUUUCAGAGUUCCACAGAACACAAAGUGGUAUAAGUUGACCAUUUUCUCAAUUCUCCCAAGAAUAAUACAACAAUUAUCAUUCUAGAUGCAUAGGAGAGCAUUUAAUAUGUUAUAUACAAUGUAUGGCAUAGCGGAGUGGUUCUCAAAGUUUGGUCUCCAGACUUACAGCAUCAGCACCUCUUAGAGACUUGUUAGAAAUGCAUAUGCUCAAGCCACAUCCCAGAUCUCUUGAAUCAGCCUUCCAGGUGAUUUGCGGGACCCCAAUUGAGAACCAAACCGGUUGCCUUUGAGUGUACUCAGUCUCAUGGCAAUCCCAUGUGUGUCAGAGUAGAACUGUGGUCCAUGGGGAUUUCAAUGGCCUAUUUUUCAGAAGUAGGUUGGGAGGUCUUUUUUUCAAGAUGCUUCUGGGUGGACUUGAACCUCCAACCUUUCGGUUAUCAGUUGAGCGCAUUAACUGUUUGCACUACCCAGAGACUCCACCAUUGAGAAAGGAUACUGGAAAGAAGGGAACAGCCUGUGCAAAUGCUAAAAGGUAGGAGCAUACUCGGUGUGUUUGAGGAAAGGCAAGGAGGCCAAUGUGGUUACAAGAAGAGCAAGGAGGAAAGUAGUAAAGAUGAGGUCAGGAAGGGGCAAGAUCAUGUAGAACAUUGAAGGCCACAAUAAAGACUUUGAUUUUACUCUGAAAUGGGAAGCUGUUUUAUGGUUUUGAGCACUUAGUUUUAAAAGUACCACUCUGAUAUUUGGCGAAAACAUAAUGUAGGAGGACAGGGUAAAUGAAAAGAUGAAUUAGAAUAUUUCAAUAGUCCAGGCCAGAGAUGAUAGGAAAUUGGACCAGGGUGGUAGCAGUGAGUUUCUAUGGAUCAGGUAUCUGGACACAGCUUCACUGGGUCUUCUGACUUGAGGUCUCUUAAAAGGAUGCAGUCAUCUCAAGGCUCAACUGGGGAAGAAUCUGCUUCAAAGAUCACUCAACGGUUGUUGGCAGGAUGCUGUUCCUUGUGGGCUAUGGACCAGAAGCUGUCCUUCGUUUCUUACCACAUGGACCUUUCCAUGAGGCAGCUCACAACAUAGGAGCUUGCUUCAUCACAGCAAGCAAGAGAGAAGUGCCAGAGAGAGAGAGAGCUAACAAGAUGGAAAUUACAGCCUUCUAUAACCUGAUCUUGGAAGUGACAUCCCAUCAUUUUGUCAUAUUCUAUUCAUUAGAAGCAAGUCAGUCAAGCUAAGGAGAGAAGAUUCACACAAGAGUGUGAAUACAAGGAGGCAGUUUUCAUUGGGAACCAUUUUGGACGCUGCCUAUAAAACAUUGUAGUCACCUUUACUGGAUAAUGCCAAUUUAAAAAUGGCUGUACACUACGUGUUUGCCAGCAGUGCAUGAGAAUUCUUGUUGCUACUCAUACUUGGUAUUGUUAACUUUUAACUUUUUAAUCUGUGGGUGUGUAGUAGUGUCUCGUUGUGGUUUUAACUUGUAUUGCCUUUGUUACCAAUGAAAUUGAACACCUUUUCAUCAUACGUUUAUUGAAUACUCUUUUUUAUGGAUUUUUAUUUGUCUUUGUCCAUUUUUCUAUUGUGGUUUUCUUACUGAUUUUAGUUCUUUAUAUAUACAUUAUAUUCUACAAACCUGUUGUCAGUCAUAUAUGUUGUAAAUAUGUUUUCACACUAUGUAGCUUGCCUUUUCAUUCUGUAAUUUUUUUUUUCGAUGGAUAUAAUUAUUUUUUAAAAGUUUUUAAGUUUUUCUGUAUCUUGAUUCAGGAAUAUUUCCCUACCUUCAGAUCAUGAAUAUAUUCUCCUAUAUUUUAGAAAUGUUAUUACAUUGCAUUUCAUAUAUAGGUUUAUAAUUCAUUUAGAUUUUAUUUUUGUGUAUGGUGUGAGGAUCAGUUACAACUGUAUUUUCUUUUUCAGUAUGGGCAUCUAAUUGUCCUGGUAACAUUAAUUGAAAUAUCCAUCCUUUCCCUACUACUCUGCAUUGCUACUUGUGCCAUAACUCAAAUGUCCAUGUGUGUAUAUGUCUAUUUUGAAGCUGUCUAUCCUUGCACCGUUUCAAGAGGUAGUAUAUGAUCAGGAACCGAUGGUACUAGAGGAAGAAGUCCAAGCUGCACUGAAGGCAUUGGUGGAAAACAAGGCUUCAGGAAUUGAUGGAAUAUCAAUUGAGAUGUUUCAACAAAUGGGUCCAGCGCUGGAAGUGCUCAUUGUUUAUGCCCAGAAAUUUGAAAGACAGCUACCUGGCCAACCUAGUGGAAGAGAUCCAUAUUUAUGUCUCUUUUCAAGAAAGGUGAUGUAACUAAAUGUGGAAAUUAUCGAACAAUAUCAUUAAUAUCACAUGUAAGCAAAAUUUUGCUGAAGAUCCUUCAAAAGCAGUUGCAACAGUGUAUCGACAGGGAACUGCCAGAAAUUCAGGCCAGAUUCAGAAGAGGACAUGGAACCAAAGAUAUCAUUGCUGAUGCCAGAUGAAUCCUGGCUGAACAACAGAAGGAUGUUGAUCUGUGUUUUAUUGACUAUGAAAAGGCAUUCAACUGUGUGCAUCAUAACAAAUUACUGAUAACAUUUCGGAGAAUGAGAAUUCCAGGAUGCUUAAUUGUGCUCAUGAGGAACCUGUACGUAGAUUAAGAGGCAGUCAUUUGAACAGAACAAGGGGAUACUGCAUGGCUUAAACUCAGGAAAGAUGUGCAUCAGAGCUGUAUCCUUUCACCAUACCUAUUCAAUCUAUAUGCUGAGCAAAUAAUCCGAGAAGCUGGACUAUAUGAAGAAAAGCAGAGCAUCAAGAUUGGAAGAAGACUCAUUAACAACUUAAAAUAUGCAGAUGAUACAACCUUGCUUGCUGGAAGUGAAGAGGACUUAAAGUGUUUGUUCAUGAAGAUCAAAGACCACAGCCUUCAGUAUGGAUUACACCUCAACAUAAAGAAAAAAAAAAUCCUCACAACUGGACCAAUUAGCAACAUCGUGAUAAGUGGAGUAAAGAUUGAAGUUGUCAAGGAUUUCAUUUUGCUUGAAUUCACAAUCAACAGCCAUGGAAGCAGCAGUCAAGAAAUCAAAAAAUGCGUUGUAUUGGGCAAAUCUGCUGCAAAGGACCUCUUUGAAGUGUUGAAAAGCAAGGAUGUCGCCUUAAAAACUAAGGUGCGCCCGACCCGAGCCAUGGUAUUUUCAAUCGCAUCAUAUGCAUGCAAAAGCUGGGCAAUGAAUAGGAAGACCGAAGAAGAAUUGACGCCUUUGAAUUGUGGUGUUGGCCAAGAAUAUUGAAUAUACUCUUGACUGCCAAAAGAAGGAACAAAUCUGUGUUGGAAGAAGUAAAAUCAGAAUGAUCCUUAGAAGCAAGAAUGGCGAGACUGUGUCUUACAUACUUUGGACUUGUUGUUAGGAGGGAUCAGUCCCUGGAGAAGGACAUCAUGCUUGUUAAAGUACAAGGUCAGUGGAAAAGAGGAAGACCCUCAAGGAGAUGGAUUGACACAGUAGCUGCAACAGUGGGCUCAAGCGUAACAAUGAUUGUGGGCACGGUGCAGAACCAGGCAGUGUUUCCUUCUAUUGUACUUAGGGUUGCUAUGAGUCGGAACCGACUCAAUGGCACCUAACAACAACAACAGUGCUUUCACCAGAACUGUGCUGUUUUAAUCACUGUUGCUUCUGUUUUGCUAAAUAGCAAAGCAAUUCUUGACACUUUGUUUUUCUUCAAGAAUGCCUCGACUAUUCUUAUACCUUUACGUUUCCAAAUACAAUUUUUGGCAUGAGUUGGUCGAGUUACAGAAAAACAUCCUAUUGGAAUUUUUAUUGGGAUUGCAUUGACAUUGUAAUACAAUAUGGGGAAAAUUAAUUUUUACAGUAUUGAGUCUUCCAGUCUAUGAACAUGGGCAUUUCUUUUAUUGAGAUAUUCUUUAUUUCUCUCAUUAAAAAUUCUUCAGAUUCUAUAUACAGGGCUUUACUCACCCUUUGCUAGAUUAAUUUUUAUGCAUUUGAUGUAUUUUUUUUUCUAUUUUAAAUGAUGUUUUUUAAAAGGUCAUUAUUCAGUGCUUUUAAGUGUUUUAUUCAACAACUUUUAACUUAGUUAUAAUAACUUAUCUUUAGAAUCUUUUGGAUUUUCUAUAUACAGAGUCAAAUAUAAGGAUGUUAGCUUUUUUCUUCUUUUCCUUAUAUUUUUUUCUUUCUUUUUCUUGCCUUGUGGCCUUCAGUGCAAUAUUAA
Messenger RNA from Loxodonta africana (African savanna elephant), 8590 nucleotides. It is a transcript of the gene SLAIN1, whose product is annotated as SLAIN motif family member 1. The record is from RefSeq and is a predicted model, not a curated record. Gene Ontology annotation, cellular component: microtubule plus-end. NCBI's taxonomy places the organism in Eukaryota, Metazoa, Chordata, Mammalia, Proboscidea, Elephantidae. The transcript is spliced from 8 exons. Bases 1 to 1914 code for a protein of 637 amino acids. Gene Ontology annotation, biological process: positive regulation of microtubule polymerization; microtubule nucleation; cytoplasmic microtubule organization.